Messenger RNA from Bactrocera oleae (olive fruit fly), 4025 nucleotides. RefSeq names its product transmembrane channel-like protein 7. Lineage: Eukaryota; Metazoa; Arthropoda; Insecta; Diptera; Tephritidae. Gene Ontology annotation, molecular function: mechanosensitive monoatomic ion channel activity. Gene Ontology annotation, cellular component: plasma membrane. The record is from RefSeq and is a predicted model, not a curated record.
GAAAAUAUGUUUUGCGAUAAACUUGGAUCGUGGUCCUAUUUCUAUUUUCUAUUGCACCGAGACGUUAUGCUCGUCCUCAAGACAGACCGAUUUACGUAACCAGUCCCGACAUAAAUAUACAUAUAUCCGCCAAAGACUGAUAUAUAACUCCCCUAAUCGGUGCUUUUUCACAACUAAUUUUUGGCGACUCGCACAGUAGUCAUAUAUCGGCCAUAAAGAUAUGGACACCUAACACAAAAGGGAAGAUAAAAUUGGUCAAAGAGCAAUUUAAGAGUCAACAAAUCCAUAUGCAUAAACUAGAUUCUAUUAAUAGAAAGAUUGUUCUGGAUUAUAUCGUUGCCUUUGGUAAUAUUCUAUGUCAAAUUUCGUGAAUACAUCUUGUCAAAAAAAAAAUUCUAUACAAGAACUUGAUUUUGAUCGAUCAGUUUGUUUAGCAGCUAUAUGCUAUUGUGGUCUGAUAUCCGCCGUUCUGACAUGGCAUCGACUCAGCUCGUCACGCAGGUCACUUAUAUAUAUAUAUAUUUUUAAGGUCUCCCAAGUUUUCUUCUGGGUGUUACAAACUAUAAUAAUUGAAUCAUUCCCACCAGAGAUAAAAUUCCCACUGACCGAAGAGUAUUAAGUAAUUCUCAGACCAAAUAGCAGCUCGAAUGUUUACGAAUAGAAAUAAUCAAAAUAAAACAAGUUAGUUUGCAAUUUUCCUGCCUCCCACGAUAACAGCUGAUUUCACCUAUUUCUUUCUACUCAAAUUUCUUCCGAGUGUCACAGCUGAUUUUAGUUUAGUGGCUUUAAAAUUUUAGUUCAAUUUGUUAAAUUUCUUUAAUUUAUUUUUCUUAUAUAAUUUAAAUUUGUGUUUUGUCUAAAAUCAUGUUUUAUUUCCCAUAAUAAUAACCGAACGGCAUGUCGGAAUAUGGCCAGGAAAAUCGGAUCUUUGUAUCCGAUGAUGCUGAGGAUUUGGACCGAAUUGAAGUGAUUACUACAUCGACGACGUCAUCGCACAGCGAACUACUUACGCAACUAGAAGGCAGUCAAAAUUUGCUUACCACCAGUUGUAAUGAACAGCAGUUCAGGAUUGUUAUAGGUGCUGCGACUGCAGAUGAUGCGAAAAGCAAACAAAGCGAUUGUGGCGGCAGUCGCGAUGGUGCUGAUGAGCAAUGUGGCGAUGAGUCUAUAGAGUUAAUUAGUAAUUUUGGCACGCUCCAAUAUAGACGAGCAACUUCACCAUUGGCGGCGUUAGCUAGUAGUUUCAAUCGUGGAGCGACUCCUACGAAUAUGAUGCGUCGCUGGUCACAAACUUUGGCACGUUUCGAUCGAGAUAAGCACGGCAUACGUGAGAAAACAAUUUAUCGCAUGCCAUCGCGUAGGUAUUUGCAGGCGGAUGGAAAACUGCUCUCGAAUAGUCGAGUUGAUGCUGAAAAUGAUAUUGAAUUGUUGGCAAAGGAAAUCGAGCAACAUGACGGACUCAUGCAAGAUACAGCGCUCAGCCAUGAACAUAGACUUGAAACGCUUCGUGCCCUGCCGCAACCACUUGCCACUAAGCGUCUACUCAAACGAAAGUUAGCCAUCAGCAUUGAACAGCAGGCAACGGAGGAGUCGCAUUGCAGUUGGUGUCAUAAAUUAACAAAUGCUUUCAUAAGUUUUCUCUUAAGAAGUUGGAAACUCGUUGGUGUUAUAAGCCAUAGUUUGGAAAUAUGGUAUGAUGAGGUUAAAACCAUCGAAGGACAUUUCGGCUGCAAUGUCAGUUCAUACUUUAAAUUUCUACGCUGGCUCUUGAUGUUAAAUGUAUUCGUGUUGUUUUGCAUUAUCUGCUUUGUCAUAUUUCCACAAUUACUCUACAAUACCAUAGCAAACGAAAUGUAUCUCAACGAAACAGUAUUAGCUGAUAAGUACGCGGGAAAUUCUAGUGAGACUGCUAGUGGACUAAUCAUGCAUCUUUUUACUGGAGAGGGUUAUAUGCAAAAUUCAUUAAUCUUCUAUAGCGGCUAUAGCAAUGCAACAUUUCGUCUACAUCCAGCGCUUAAUCAAUAUAGCCUGCCACAUGCUUAUUUCAUGACAAUGCUGGUGCUGUAUUUGCUGAAUUUUAUAGUGAUUUCCACGAAAAUGGCGCGCGUGUAUCGCAUAAGCUUCAUUCAAGCCGCAGGCGGUGGCAGGGCCAUACUCGUGGCCAAAACAUUCUGCGCUUGGGAUUUCGGCAUAUCUAAUCGGAAGGCGGCUGAACUGAAACAAAUUGCGAUUUUUGCCGAAUUCAAAGCGGUACUUAAUGAGCGGGCUGUGCCCAAAAGAAAGCCAACCGUUUGGUGGCGUAUUUGGAUUUUUUGUUCGCGCGCCAUUGCCCAUGUGCUAGUGGCUACCAUAAUAGGCGGUGCUGGUGUGGGCGUGUGGAUUUUGUUGAAAGAACUUGACUCAACUGAUGACGUGUCUGGCUGGCGAACUCUUUCAACUGCUGGUAUUCUAAAUCUCACAAUGCUGCUUAUGCAAUCUGUCUUAUCAUGGAUUUCGCGAAUGGAAGAUUAUCGUUCGCCGCGCCGCACGCUACAUAUAGCAUUAUUGCGAAAUUUUUUGUUGGAGGCUGUUAUUAUAAGCGUAUUGGUUUACUUUCUGCUUACAAAGUCAUACAGUCAGUGUUGGGAGACUCAUAUAGGACAGGAAUUGUACCGUUUCAUAAUAACCGAUUCCUUCAUCUGUUUAAUUGUCAUACCUUUCUGCUGUGCCACUCGCACACUUUUGUCAAGCUUGUACUGGCCUUGGCUCGGUCGUCCCGACUUUGAUAUUUCACAAAAAAGUUUGGGUCUCGUUUACAAUCAAACUUUACUAUGGCUAGGUUUACUCUUCUCACCACUGCUUGUCGCAAUUAUCGUCUGUAAAUUGUUCCUAAAGUUUUAUAUAAACAAAGCGCUUUUGCUGCAUCUGUGUAAACCUUCGUGUCACAUUUGGCGUUCGGCCCAAACGCAAACGCUUUAUCUAGUCUUCACUUUUGUAUCAAUACUGGGGGUCAUCCUGACACUGGGUUACAUAAUGACACAACUGCCAAUGAGCGCCCAAUGUGGUCCGUUUCGUGAUUCUGGUUAUAUGUUUCAAAUAUUUAUCGACGGUGUGCUGAAGUUACGUGAAAAUCAGACACUUUGGCGCAUACUUACACUACUUGUCCGUCCAGCUGCCGUGGGCAUAAUGUUGGUCACACUAAGCGCCCUCGUUUACUAUUUGCGUGCCAAAUCACGUGCGCGUCGUCUUAUGGUUAAGUUGCUUAAAGAAAUGAUCUAUCUGGAGGCGAAAGACAAGGAGUUCUUAUUAAAUCGUAUUAUAAGUGUGUCAAAAAAUCGUGAUUGGUCGCUUGCGGAUGCAAAAUCACUGAGAAGAAGACGUCAGCGUACUCCACAAACGCCACAAACUGAAAUGUUUGUACAAAACGAAAUCAAUUCGAAUAUUUCUGCGCGUAGUGAUGGUUUUAUAUUGCGCAGUCGUGAUGUUUAGCGUGCUAGUUUUUGUUGCGGCAACUUUCCUAAAGAUUUGGCGCCCUUAAACCGACCUGCACCAGUCGGGUCUACGGAUGUGGAACGAACUCGUAUUUUUACGAUCUACUCUUUAGCAAUCGUCAAAAUUAUUUCACAAAGGUUUUCUGCAGCUUCAACAACAACAACAAAAACCCUACAAAAAACUGGCCUGUUUUCAGAACAAACGUUCGUUCUUGACUAUAGUAGUUACUUAAGUUCAUAUAUUAUGCUAUCGUUUACAUAUUUUGUAGUUAUUUACUGAUUUGUAUCGAACAAAUAUUGAAUUGUCUGAUUUUAUUUAUAUAUUUUAUUAUAAGUAUAAUUUUUAUCAUAUUUUUAUUUAUAAUUAUAUACUUAUAGAUUUAUUUAGAUACAAAAGAUACAAAAACUUGUAUAGUUUUGAAAGUAAUAUGCUGCAUUGACCGACCAUAUAAUUUUGAAUUAUUUCGAAUCCAAAGCGGUUCGAAACUGACUGUCGUCGGAAUAACAAAAGUAUUAGCUAAAAAUAUAUUGACAUCUUAAAUAUGCAUAUAUAUA